This is a messenger RNA of Penicillium olsonii, 1491 nucleotides long. NCBI's taxonomy places the organism in Eukaryota, Fungi, Ascomycota, Eurotiomycetes, Eurotiales, Aspergillaceae. The record is from the annotation of a GenBank genome assembly.
AUGCUGGGAUCUCAAGGCCUCAAAGGCCCCAGUGCGGCAGCUGCGCUUGCCCGUCAGCGUAUGACUGCCACCGCCCGGUCUUCUCGGUCGAUUUCCACCUUCCGCUCCCAAACCCUGCGCGGAUCUAGUCAACGAGUCCAAUUGAAGUCACCGCUGUCUGGCACUGCCUCAUGGCGCAUCGCACCUGCUGUUGCCGGUCCGGCCGCGAUCCGAUUCAAUUCCACUUCCUCGAACCCAACACCCGCCGAAGUUACCCCCGAGGUCUCCGCAACCGACCCAUUGGCUGAUCUGACGGACGUCCAUGAUAUUACCGCUAUUCCAGAGCGCAUUGGAUACCUGAAAGAGCUUGGAUUGGACUACGGCUGGGGACCCUCAUCGCUCAUGCAAUGGCUAAUCGAGCACGUCCACAUCUACUCUGAUUUGCCUUGGUGGGCCAGUAUCGUGGCCGUCAGCGUCCUGAGUCGUGUGAUUCUAUUCAAGCCUGUUAUGGAUGCCUCCGAAAACGCCGCGAAAAUGACCAACGCCAAGCCCAAAAUUGACCCAAUUCGAACCAAGAUGAUGGCUUUGAUGCGCGAUGGAAAGCAGCACGAGGCACAGAUGGCCAAGGCCCAGUUGUCUCAAAUCCACGCGGACGAGGGAAUCACCUCGUGGAAGUCGUUCGUCCCCAUGUUGCAGAUUCCACUCGGUUACGGAUGUUUCCGUACCGUGCGCGGCAUGACCUCUCUGCCAGUGCCUGGCAUCGCGUCAGAGCAGGUGGCCUGGAUCAAUGAUCUCACUGUUGCUGACCCAGUCUUCAUUCUGCCUGCAAUUGCCGCUGGAAUGCUGGUUCUUACUCUCAAGAGAGGUGGUGAAACCGGUGCCAUGCCCAUGAUGGACUCUUCUAUGGGUAAAUCCAUCAUGUAUGGUCUUCCUGCCAUUUCCUUCACUUUCAUGUCCUUCAUGCCUGCCGCGCUUCAGCUUUACUUCGUGGCCUCCGGUGUAUUCGGUCUGACCCAAACCCACAUCAUUAACUCGCCUGCAUUCCGAAACUGGGCGGGCAUGACCAUUCCCAAAAAGGUGGUUCCUGCUGAUGGGCCAUCUGAAUCCGUCAAGAACAUCCAAAGCAAGGCCCUUCGUGUCACUUUGGAGCGGAUUGAGAGAGAGAAGGCUGCGGCAAAGAAAGCAUAUGAGCAAAGCCUCGCAAAACCGAAGGAAGAACCCCCAAAGGUCAGCUUCAUUGACCGCAUUCUGAGCCAAGGCAAGGACAUGGGCAAGAAUGUGUCCAAGGAAAUUGCCGAGAAGUUCGGAACCUCAAGCAUCGAGGAGCGAGAGCUCAAGGAGCAGAAGCGACGUGCGGGUGAAUAUGAAUCAGAGCGCAGGAACGAGGACGAGGCUUUGCGGGCGCAGCGCAACGAGGCCCGCCGACUGGAGCACAUGAAGAUCCUUGAGAAUGAGAAGAACAAGGCGAGCCAGUCUUGGAAGGCCAGCAGAGAAGGCUCUCGACGAGGAUGA